AUGGCGGACCAAUGGUUGAAUAAGAUAUUUCUCGAAUACACGACCAGUUUUGGGGAAAUGUAUAGUAUCGAGAUCCGGGAUUUCCUGCACAUCACCUCACUAGGAGGUAGCAGGGAAAUAAACGAGGUAACAAAUUGUUGGUUCAAGGAAGACCCGGUCAACAUCUCUCUCGCCCUACUUACUCAAAUGUACGGGCGCGAUGACGUCCUUGUCGUGGGGACAUUCUGGGGCCAGCAGCUCUGUAAUCUGGGUCGGGGGAUGAUCGAGAUGGAUUCCCUCCCAUCUGUAAGAGAUAUUAAAACGGCGUUGCAGAAUGAGGAAUUCCGCUACGUGGUUGUGCCUUGUAGCGAUGGAAUG
Molecule: messenger RNA, 357 nt
Organism: Lindgomyces ingoldianus
Lineage: Eukaryota; Fungi; Ascomycota; Dothideomycetes; Pleosporales; Lindgomycetaceae
Exons: 1
Source: RefSeq, a predicted model, not a curated record